AUGGCGUGCGGCAGCACGGAGCACGUCGCGGCGCACUUUCACGACAUCCGCCUCCCGCCGUCCAAGUCGCUGCUGCUGCGCAGUGUGUCGGUGGAGGGCGCCACAGAAGACGUGCUCUUCGCCGACGACGACACCUUCGCCGUGCGGCUCGUGUGCGGUGCGAGCAGCGUUGUGCUGCUGGCGUUCCCGAGCUGCAGCGCCACCGUGGUGCCGACCUCCGCACCGGUGCUGAAGAUGGCCAAGGCGCGCGCACUGGGCCCGAACCACUUCUUCCUGCAGUGCGCGCGUGUCGAGGGCGUCUUCGUUGCUCACGUUAACCCGUUUGCUGGCGUGCAGAUUCUCGCACUCAUCUCGACAGGCAUUAGCGGCAUCAGCGGCGGUGUCGGUGGCGCCGUACGGCGCAUCGCGUGCAGUGGCCGGCGCUUGUACCUUGUGCUGGAGACGGGCCACCUGCUGCUGUGCCACUACGGCCGACGCGGCGUGUUUACGCUCAUCCCGAUUGGUGUCGCGGAGCUCGACGCGGCGCACUUGGCGGUCUUUGAUGGCUACACGCGCGGCUCGCUGCUGGCGGCGGUGGAGGCGGACCAGACGGUGACAUUCGUGCCGUCGUAUCACUCGUAA
Molecule: messenger RNA, 621 nt
Organism: Trypanosoma grayi
Lineage: Eukaryota; Euglenozoa; Kinetoplastea; Trypanosomatida; Trypanosomatidae
Product: putative U4/U6 small nuclear ribonuclear protein
Exons: 1
Coding region: 1-621 (206 amino acids)
Source: RefSeq, a predicted model, not a curated record